Messenger RNA from Clunio marinus, 201 nucleotides. NCBI's taxonomy places the organism in Eukaryota, Metazoa, Arthropoda, Insecta, Diptera, Chironomidae. The record is from the annotation of a GenBank genome assembly.
AUGGAAUUUUCAAUGCGAGCUCAACAAAAUCUGAUAACGUUCUUCGUAACUCCCACAAGAAGUUUAUUAUCGCAUAAAUUUACUUCCAACGAUUUAUACAAUAAUGAACUUGCAGAAAAAGUAAAUGGUUUGAACCACACAAUGUUUAUGAGAAGAUUUCUUCGGCAUGGAAAAAUGAAAGCAAAGUUAAAAGAAUGUUAA